GACAGGACCACUGCACUAGUUUACCUAAUGCAAGUUCUCAACUUGAAUUUCGGAACUUCCCAGCGUACAUGCCGUUUAAUGAUAUUCCCCAGGGGAAUUCCAUUCUUGGAUGGGAAGAAUUUGUUGAAGAUGUAAGUCAUUCAAAUGUCCGGCCACCAGUUGAAGAGCAUUAUGUAGAUGCGUCAUUUAGAUGUAAUCAAGUGCUACUUCAAUGGGAUGAGCCUCAUAUGGAGGUCAAGAAACGUUGGAACUUUCUUGAUCAGCUCAUGCCGCUGUAUAGCACACAAUCAGGGUUUUAUAAAGAAGAUUUCCCCAGUACGAGCCUCAUGGAUAAAACCCAUAAGUUACUGGCCAGUAUUUCAUCAGACGAUUCUGUUUGGAAGAUAAUUACCAGUGUUACGAGUCGAGCCACACAAACUCCUCAGAGGAGAGGUGUUCUCAUUCGGCCCAUUGAGCCAUAUGAUUCAGAUGAUGGGCCACCAAUUAAGAAGCAAAGGACCAAAUAUCAAUUGCGAUUUGUCAAUACGGUGUGCAAUGACUACUUCACACGGGAGAAUAUCAAAUCAGAGGAUGGAAAUCUCUUAAAGGUGGCUUUGUAUGAUGAGAACAAUCUGGUUGUCACAUCUGGUCCGCUGUCUGCAGCUUUUGUGGAGAUCGUACUACUUCAUGGUGAUUUCAAUGCUGAAGGUCAAGAUUAUUGGACAUCAGAGGAGUUUAGUGACUGCCUAGUGCAUCCACAAUCUGUAAAAGAACCACCAGCCUUGGGAGGUGAUCGUGUCUUGACACUGACUGAUGGAGAAGCAGACCUUGGUAAUGUCUAUUUCCGAACUUCCUCCUUCCAUGCUAGAACUGAAAAGUUCAAGAUGGGUGUUGAGAUUAAAAAUGUAAGAGAAGAGUGUGUUCAAGAAGGAAUCACUAGCCCUUUUUUUGUGAGAGUUCGCCAAGGGGAAGAAUCAAUUGGCCAAUGGAUCACAUCCCUCAAAGCAUCGCUCAGAGUGAGCAAACAAGUCCCCCCGCUGGAGUGCGAUGCUAGGAAAUACGUCGACGCAUUAGCAGUUAAAAUGAGCACGGAGGAAAAAUUCAAAACUGGAAAGCUUAAGGUAAAAAGGGAAAAAGAUAAGAACAAAUAUGAGGAAGAUCUCAGAAUACUCAUGGAAGACCACCAAGAGUUCACAUUAAAAACCGAAGAUAUGCGAAAGGAAGGGCGUGCUGAGUUAAAUCAUUACAUUCUAUCUCCACCUCAGAGAUCAAUGGUUAUCCAAUCAACAAGAUUUCGUCUAGUAAUUGAAAAUAGUGUGAGCAGAACAAUUUACAAAAAUAGUACUGUAAAGACCGAGGAUGGCGGAGAUCACAUAAAAGUUGUCAUGUACGAUGGUGGCAAGCCAAUUGCAUUUGACCACCCUCUUGCUUCAAUAACAGUUGACCUAGUUAUCAUUGAAGGAGGGUUCGAUGAAAAGCGAGAUUCGUGGUCUAAAGAGGAGUUUGAGGAAAGCAUAAUAGAACCAAGAAAAGGAAUCAAAAGGCUAGUGAAAAAUGGUACAUUUGAUUUGAUUGAUGGGAGGUGUGAUCAUCAUGGUGCCAUUAUUAUGGACAAUUCACUACGAAUGGAAGUUAAACUUGGAGUAAGGAUCGCAGUGCAUACAGACAUAAGAGUUAUUGAAGGGGUAUCAAAUCCUUUCAAAAUGAAGGAAGUCCGGACAAGAGUACAUGGAAAGAGUACUAUUCCAUACAAGGACGACGCGGUACAUCGACUGAAGAAAAUUGCCCUGAAGGGAAAACAUUGGAACAAUCUUGAGGAUCAAUAUAUUACCAAAGUGAAGCACUUGUUGCGCCAUUAUCACAAAGAUAAAUUUGGUCUCCAAAAGCUUGUUGACAUGAAGAAAGAGGAUUGGAAUACCAUGAUUAAUCAUGCCACCAUGUGUGUUCCUGGGGAUGAGAUCUAUUCCUACUGUGUUCAAGAGGAUAACUGUGAAAUCCUAUUCAAUGAUUUCUAUGAUCUUGUCGGUAAGAUCACUGAUGACUAUGUUCCGUACAGUGUCAAUGACGUCGAUCAGUUUCCGCAGCUUAAAGUGAACAACUGGAAAAAGUCUGCGUAUAAGAAGUUUGACGAGAGGGAGAACUCAGGGCUCUUUGGUCUUACUCCUGAUUACUUCAUGAACAAUGGCCGCCCAGUCCGUGCAGCGCCCCUGAACAAUGACGCAGGUCCUACUGUACAAGCAUCUACAUGGCAAUAUCCUAAUGACAGGGCUGCACAACACGGCCUUAAUAGAAGUGCAGUCUGCCAAUACACAGAUGCCUGGAGUCCGGCUUCUAAAAAUACCAAUCAAAAUAAUGUGAUUCCUCCAACGACGACAGCAGAUGGGAAUGGGAUGCUUGGGUCACUGACAAUGGGGACAAGCAGCACCAGCGACAUGAAGAAGAGCAUGAUGGAGGACGUUGCCAAUGGUCUCUUCAAUUGAAGGUCCUGAUGGGAAGAAGAUCAAUGGCUUCCUAUACUUUAUGCAUCAACCAUUUUCAGGGUGUGCGUGAAUGCGUCCGAUCAUACGGGGUCUCAUUUUUCUACAAAUUGAGAGAACUGGAGCUGA
Messenger RNA from Triticum aestivum (bread wheat), 2585 nucleotides. RefSeq lists its product as uncharacterized. Bases 69 to 2459 code for a protein of 796 amino acids. The record is from RefSeq and is a predicted model, not a curated record. Gene Ontology annotation, biological process: regulation of salicylic acid biosynthetic process. Gene Ontology annotation, cellular component: nucleus. Lineage: Eukaryota; Viridiplantae; Streptophyta; Magnoliopsida; Poales; Poaceae. Gene Ontology annotation, molecular function: DNA-binding transcription factor activity; calmodulin binding; sequence-specific DNA binding. The transcript is spliced from 11 exons.